AGCUCAUUGACUGACGGACGGGAGGAAGAAUAUGACAGGGCGCGCGAAAAGAAAACCAAAAUCGGUUAAGACCUAAAGAGGAGUUGUGCUGUUGUGCAGGAGUCGGCAUCAGGUCCGCCGAAGAGAGCCUGCACUGACGGGUCCGAACCAGUACCGUCAGCUAAGGUGAGCUCCGAGCUCCGAGAGCAGAUCGUUCAACUUUACAAGCUUCAGAUGCCAGAAGAUCUAUACCAUUUUUGGGACUUUUGUCAAGGCCUUUGUCCGGAUGACCCCAGAGAUGCGUUGAUGGACACACUGGGUUUGCGGUUGGUCGGUCCGUUUGACAUUUUGGCUGGGGCGCAUAAAAAUACCCAGAAUCCUCAGCAACACCUCCACCUGCACUGGAGGUACUUCUACGACCCCCCUGAGUUCCAAAGCAUACUGCAGGGCUGUGCAGACACCCAGCAUCACAUGGGCUACUACAGAGACACUCCUGACUCUCUUCCUUCGUUCGUUGGGGAAAAUGAAGCCAAGAAGGGCUGUGGCAUAUCACAGCUGGGAGACAACGUCUUCGCUGCUGUCCUCCUGUUCCUGCUGCGGAAGAGAAAAGAGAGGGAAGUUCAGAAAGGAAAAGGGGAAUCCUUGGAGAACCUGGAGAGCAAGUUGAGAGGCAAGGCGGAGACUCUGGGCCUCUCGUUGGAACAGAAAACCAAAGACAUGAAGCUGAGGGACAAGAAGGUUGUGACCAAGACAUUCCACGGGGCUGGUAUUGUGGUUCCUGUAGACAAGAAUGAUGUUGGAUAUAGAGAACUGCCGGAGACAGACGCCGGCAUGAAGAAGAUCUGCAAGGCCAUCGCCGAGGCCCGCAGCGACGAGGAGAGGGUGAAGGCCUUCGGACCGCUGCAGGAGAUGAUCACCUUCGUCCAGUUUGCCAACGACGAGUGUGACUACGGCAUGGGCUACGAGCUGGGGAUGGACCUGUUCUGCUAUGGCUCACAUUAUUUCUACAAGGUGAUCAGACAGCUGCUCCCUUUGGCCUAUAACCUGUUGAAGAGGAACCUGUUCGCUGAGAUCCUGGAGGCCCACCUCAGCAGCCGUUCCCAUGACAACCUCGAUCAACUUUCUGCCCAGUAGCCGCUUAGUGUCCCACUCGUGAUCAGCUUUCUCUGUUUAUUUGGUUUUUCCCAGUGUCAAUGAUGUUGGCAUUGGUGGUGCUGCCUUUGUCCUGCCAACGGAAUUGUCUUUGUGAAAAGUAGAUGUUCAAUAAAGUAUUCAUUUUAUAUUUUUAAAA
This is a messenger RNA of Gadus morhua (Atlantic cod), 1270 nucleotides long. RefSeq names its product histone PARylation factor 1 (gene hpf1). The transcript has 8 exons. Gene Ontology annotation, biological process: DNA damage response; regulation of protein ADP-ribosylation. Gene Ontology annotation, cellular component: nucleus. Gene Ontology annotation, molecular function: poly-ADP-D-ribose binding; histone binding. The record is from RefSeq and is a predicted model, not a curated record. NCBI's taxonomy places the organism in Eukaryota, Metazoa, Chordata, Actinopteri, Gadiformes, Gadidae. The coding region runs from base 214 to 1113 and encodes 299 amino acids.